GGGUCGACUUUCCAGGCGGCCAAAGCCAAACGAAGCCAAAUCGUGGAAGGCGACUGUGUCGGUGCGAGCCCCAAUCAGCCGUACAUGUGUCGGAAUAUCAGCGUGUCCAUGUCGCAUUUCAUCAUUCAUCUUCAGCCGCCGUGAAGCGGCCCUUUUGCCACUUUAACUCAUUUAAAGAAGGCAGCGUUAACCCCGCUGCACCCCCAGCGCUCCCCGAUCACUCAACUCUCCUCUUCCGUCACGCAAUUGCUACACUACAAUCCCAUUGCGUCUCCCUCUUUCUAUUUUUGGCAAUUGCUCCGCUGGGAUUACACACAAAGCAACAACAGAUGGAGCUUUGAUUCUAGAACAAGUGUUUGAAUUUCCUGCUACACGACGCACCGCUUCCAUCGAGACCCCGCUUUUGUCUUAAAAUGGGGUCGGCCGAACUCUCCCAUUUUCAGAAUUCUUCCAAAGUAGCCAUGGUCAAGCAAGGAGGAGGGUCUCGGAGCAAACUGGCGUCGGACGGCGUUCUCUUCGGAGGUGGAGCUCUGGCCGCUCUUCUCACGGUUUGGGCUGUCCUGUCCUUCAUGAGCCCAAGCCCUAGCCCUAGCUUCUCAAUUCCGGUGAAUAAGCCUAGAAAGGCCGCGAUUUUGCCUGAAACUGAGGCGCCGUCGCCGCUAGACUGCGCCGGGGAUGCGCUGCGUGUUAACCUGCGCGACGACCCGCCCGAUCCGACGUUCUACGAUGACCCGAAAGUCGGCUACACCAUCGACCGUCCGAUCAAGAACUGGGACGAGAAGCGGAAGGAGUGGCUGAGGAUUCAUCCGUCGUUCGCCGCCGGAAUGGACGAGCGCAUCCUCCUGAUCACCGGCUCGCAGCCGACGCCGUGCAAGAACCCCAUCGGCGACCAUCUCCUGCUGAGGUUCUUCAAGAACAAGGUCGACUACUGCCGAAUCCACGGCUACGACAUCUUCUACAACAACGUCCUGCUCCAGCCCAAAAUGCACACCUACUGGGCCAAAAUCCCGGCCAUCCGUGCGGCCAUGGUGGCUCACCCGGAAGUCGAGUGGAUCUGGUGGGUCGACUCCGACGCCGCCUUCACCGACAUGGACUUCAAGCUGCCCUUAGAACGCUACAAAAACCACAACCUCGUCAUCCACGGCUGGAGCCGGAUGAUCUACGAGGAGAAGAGUUGGGUGAGCAUUAACGCCGGAGUUUUCCUCAUCCGAAACUGCCAGUGGUCGUUGGAUUUCAUGGAGAUCUGGGGCAGCAUGGGCCCACAAACCCCAAACUACGAUAAAUGGGGCCAAAUCCUGAGAUCAACGCUUCCCGACAAGGUCAUCCCGGAAUCCGACGAUCAAUCCGGCCUGGUUUAUCUACUCCUGAAAGAGAAAGAAAAAUGGGGGAACAAGAUCUACGUCGAGGGAGAGUAUUACUUCGAAGGGUACUGGCUCGAGAUAGUGGGGACGUUCGAAAACAUCACCAACAAAUACAUAAAUAUAGAGCAAGGGGUAAAGAAGUUGCGACGGCGGCACGCCGAGAAGGUGAGUGAGGCCUACGCCGAGCUGAAGGAGCCGUAUCUGAAGGAGGCCGGGUACGGGCGGUUCAGCUGGAGGCGGCCGUUCAUCACCCACUUCACCGGCUGCCAGCCGUGCAGCGGCAACCACAACCAGAUGUACUCCGGCGAGUCCUGCUGGGACGGCAUGCAGAGGGCUCUGAAUUUCGCCGACAAUCAGGUUCUGCGUAAUUUUGGUUUUGUGCGCAGGGACAUACUGGAUACCUCCUCUGUCUCUCCUUUGCCGUUUGAUUUUCCGGCGUAGUAGAUAUAGAUAUAUAUAUAUAUAUUACAUAUGAUCAACGAUUGCAUUUGGUUUAUUGUUACAGUGUUGCUAUUCUGUAAAUAAAACUUGGUGAACUCUUUUAAGAAUUGGCUUUGAAUUGGGGUCUUUA
This is a messenger RNA of Diospyros lotus (date-plum), 1932 nucleotides long. Its product is annotated as galactomannan galactosyltransferase 1-like. The coding region runs from base 414 to 1802 and encodes 462 amino acids. Lineage: Eukaryota; Viridiplantae; Streptophyta; Magnoliopsida; Ericales; Ebenaceae. Gene Ontology annotation, molecular function: galactosyltransferase activity. The record is from RefSeq and is a predicted model, not a curated record. Gene Ontology annotation, cellular component: endosome; trans-Golgi network; membrane. The transcript has a single exon.